Molecule: messenger RNA, 5781 nt
Organism: Homarus americanus (American lobster)
Lineage: Eukaryota; Metazoa; Arthropoda; Malacostraca; Decapoda; Nephropidae
Product: transmembrane protein 94-like
Molecular function (GO): nucleotide binding
Source: RefSeq, a predicted model, not a curated record
GUCUUCAAAAGCAAUACUCAAUCUGCUUAAUCAGCGCACAUGGCUUGAUUGAUUAAUACACCAAGGCAGUCAGUUUGAACCUGUGGUCUAUUCACCCUGGAUAUAUCAUCUGUCGUACCGUAUUAAAAAAAAAUCAGCAAAAUAUCCCUCACAGACAUCUGGCAGAAGAAUUACAGUCUGGUGAUGGCCUCAUGACUUAGCGUUCCGUCAGCUCUUCUACUGUUAUAUAUAUCGUCUGUGUUGUGUACAAACUGAUUCAAGUGAAAUACAAAGAAAGGAGGUGGGAGAUGUUAUACUGGCAGAUAGUAGCAUUCAUUCCUGUGUGUUAUAUGUCAGGUUUGGUAAAAUGAUUAUAAACUUGUUGCUUAAUGUUGUUGUUGUUGUAGAAUAUUUCCUUUUGUUUUGAAGGAAAUGGCCUGCAGUGCUGAUGGCUUACCCACAAGUGAGGCCCUCAGUCUCUUGCAUGAGGACAUCUCCAUCGCUUUGGAUGAAUAUCAGAAGACAGAAGCUGAAAAGAACAAAGGUUUUGGACCAAAGAGUGUUCUGUAUGAAGCCUUCCACCACAAGAGUAGUCUCUCUGUGUUUCAUUGGACAUCAGUGAUAGCGUUGAUCGUUGAAGGCAUCGUGCUGCUGGUGGCCUUCGCUGCAUGUAAUGACCCCAGGUACCAGCAUCUUCCUGCCGAGUCCUUCUUCAUUUUCUUAGCAGUAAUUCUUAACGUGUACUUGGUGUGGUGGGACACUCAGCUGAGGCACAAAGAGGUCCCAAGACUCACACACAACGUCUUAAAGGAUCUUAAAGAAUACCACGGCAAUGUGUUGUGGUCUGCCGAGAACUAUCCUCACCUCCACCCCCCCUGCAUCACCCUCCAGUGGACUCGUCGCGAUGGUAACACAGUCAACCUCCCUUGGUCUCUCCUGGUGCGUGGGGAUAUUAUACUCAUGAAACCUGGACAGAAAGUUCCUGCUAGAUGUAGGCCCAUGCAGGACAGUUGCAGCGGGGGCGGGGGAGAACUACACAUGGGCGACAUCUAUUCCCCAAAUCUAGAAGGUAUUGGGGAGGGCUUCAGCUCCCCCAAGGCCCAGACACCCCUCAGAGCCACUCCUUACAUACUACUGGAAACACCUUACAUCUCCAACCUGAGAAUCCUACUUGCCGAGGCUCUUAACAGGCCAGUGACCGUGUUCAACAAGCAACGUUAUUAUUUGUUCAGUUGGGCGAUGGAAACUGUCAUAUUACCCAUUGUUGUGGGUCUUAUCCUGGUCAUCAAUGCACUCAGAGUGUACUACGGGAGUUGGGUUGGAGACUGGACUGAGGUGCUCCUGAUUGGUCCUGUGUGUGUGGCUCUUCCUCUCAUCCCUCUGGGUCUCCCCUUAGCGUGGCUCAUGCUCAACUGGCUUGGUACGGCACGGAUCCUCACCUUGUACCACCAUGUCAAUAAGUUGCAGAGUGACCCGAUGGAAGAUCCAUUUGAGGACGCGGAGCUCGAGGCCCUGCAGCUGUCUGAGAUGUCGGUCAGGUGGAUCGAACUCCGGAAGCACUUCAUCCUGACCAUGGCGGGCAAGGAGCCUUCCCCCAUAAGAACUGCAAAUGUUCUUCAUGUCUUAGCAUCAGUAACGAACCUCUGCUGCGUUGACAAGAAGGGAGUUCUGUCGUGGCCGAACCCUACAGCAGAGAAAGUGUUUUUCCUCAAGAACAGAGCUCAUAAUAAUCUUGCUUCCAGUGCUCCAUCUCUGUAUGGAGAAGAUGCCCUUUUCCAAGAAAUCAAAACUGAGAAGAUCAUUUUAUCAAAUCCUACAAAAGAAUCCGAGUCCGUGUUGAUGUCGCUGACCCACGAUCAUCAGACGGCUUUUGGGCUUCAGUUUGACGACCCGAUGUGGAGACGCUACCUACUCUCGCUCAAACCCCUCGGCCUCAACAUACUCCUGAACACCUGUAACCCGGCCACCCAGAAUCACUACACCCAGUUCUGUGCUCACAUAACCUGUGAAGCUAUGUAUAAUGAAGACCUUGUACCAGUCUCACAGAGGAGGUGCUUGUGUGAGCUGGCCAAACAAAUAGGUUUCAGUGAACAAGCUCAAGAACCUUUUGAGUUGGAGCAUCAGCUGUCGACAUUUAGACAUGUGCCUCCAGAUAUGGCGUGCAAAGAUCGUCUGGCCAAGUCGUUAAUGAUCACCAAACUCAAGUUCCCCUUCCCACACAUGGUCUCGGUGCUGGUGAGGGACCGCGGCUCACGUAAACUGGAGUUAAUGUCACAGGGUACAGCAGAUAUUGUGUUAGAUUCUUGCACUGACUACUGGGACGGCUACGACAUCUGUCCAUUGACGGAGAAGGACAGAAAGAAAAUAUUGGAUUUCUACCACCGAACGAGUCUCUCUGCCUACUGCACCGCGUUCUCCUACCGUCCCACCUCUUGUGUUGUCAGAGAGAACUUAACCAAUAUCUACAUGGAGCUUCCUAUUGACCCGACGCAUCUCUACAACGCAGCCCGGACGCCUACACCACACAUCAGCACAGAGGCACUUUUUGGUGAUGAGGAACACACAGAAUAUGAGGAGAUUGACGAUAUUGACGAUGCCUUCAGAAUGCAGUGUAAACAAAUCUUCAUAGGUAUGGUGACGAUGCAAUAUCAAGCCAAGACCGAUAUGGUACAAAUGAUUGAGCAACUAGACGCUUCGUGCAUUCGGUUCGUCCACUUCAGCAAAGAGAACGAGCUGCGGUCGCGAGUGUUUUCAGAAAAGAUGGGUUUAGAGAGUGGCUGGAAUUGUCACAUAUCUCUCUUGUCAGAUCGGACCAGGACAGAAAGUGGAAAUUCAAGUCGCACAGGACAAGCGGCUUCCGUCAAGACGUCCGGCCUGACACUGUACAGACAAUCCACCGAGGACGUCACCAGCCCUGACCUUUCCAAGACUCGAUUCCGUUUUAGUUAUAAUGGUUGCCUGAAGGCCACGCUGAUGGGAAUUUGUGUCAGGAAGAAAAGCUACGGCCGUCACAACAACGACGCCCUGGGAUAUAUGUCAGAGCUUUUCUAUGAAUAUUUUGUUUGUGUAAUUGUUCUUACUGCCUUGCACAUGUUUCUCGAUGCCUCUAGCUCCUCCUUUAAGGGGUUCCAACGUAGUAAGAGUCAGCGAAGAAAGGGGCUGGGUUUAAGAAGCUCCCUGGAGGUUUCCCGGGCGCUCAGUCACUCGGCGCCGUCGGCGAUAAACUUGGAGGUCGCGCAGGUGAAGUUCGAGGAGGAGGUGUCCAUCUGUUCUGAAUUCUCUCAGUCGCAUACCUCAUACCUGGAGGAUGAGGACGACCAGAGACUUACAGGGUUUGGUUAUAACUGCCCUGGAGGGACGAGCGAGGAGUGUAUGAUGCUGGCGGAGGAGGAGAACACAUGCGACCAGGGUGACCCCACGAGUGAUCAGCAGUCGCAUAUGUCCGGCCAGUCCGGGUCGCGCUCCACCUCUAGAGGGACCGAUAGCACCGAACACUCCGCCUCGUUUAACUUUGAUAUGUCUAAUCGGGCGCGACUCCCAAAAGGCAUCGAGAACAUCAAACCCCAUCUUGAAAACGUAGACAAUGUUCCGUUGCUGGUGUCCCUCUUCACCGACUGUACCCCACCAGCGACGUGUGCCAUGCUCACCAUCAUGCAGGAGUACACGGAGGUUACUAUGGUGAUGGGGUCCUCGGCCAACGCAGAUAACAUGAAGCUGUUUAUGCAGGCUGAUGCUAGUCUGUCCGUGGAUCCGCUCUACCCACAAGUGUGUAUGAGGGAAGCAGUGUUCAUCCGGCCUCCCUCUUCUAAGGGUCCGGCCCCUUCAGAAGUUGCUCGAUCCCUCAACUUGUUGCCCUGUUCAUUAGCCUUCCAUCGUGACGACAGAGUCUCUCUCGUUCAUCUCAUAAUGGAGUCUCGUCACUACAUGCAGCAGAUGAUGAGUUGCCUACAGUUCUGGGCAUGUUGCUGUCUCUCCCUCACCUUCCUCCAGCUGUUGGCCGCUACUGCUGCUCUGCCUCCGUUGUUAUCCUCAGGGGAUGUUGUCUGGCUAGUGAGUGUAAUAAUCCCAAUUGUAUCUGUGUCGUUAGUGGCGGCUCCGACCAAUCGCGCGGUCAUGAACCAGGCCACGGGAAAAAACGUAGUGGUAUUAAAUAAACAAAUCUUUCGUUACGUCGUGCUGUACUACAUCUGCAAGUUUGUUCCAUCUGUAGUGGUGAUCCUCCUGUGCGGGGGAUUAACUCUAGCGAGCUUCUGCCGGGAUAUCGCCAGUCAACACAACUCUACCUGUACAUACAUAUAUCCUGAUGAAGUUCCUAUUAUAUUUACUAACAGUACAAAUUAUGAUGAACAGAGAUCAUGGAAAGGCUGGGGAGACGUUUAUGCAGAUUCCCUGAACGCUGUACAAAAUGGUGUUGCGUUUCUGCUGGUUUUCUACAUCUGUAUGAUCUCAAUUUCAUUUGUGCACCGGAUGUAUCAACUGUGGACAAAGAACCCUCUCACUAACAGGUGGUGGGCCUCCAGUGUGUUUGCUGUUUUGGUACUUCAGGUUGUGUAUGGGGGUGUGUGUUUGUCUGGCUCAAAGCAAACACCCAGAGGUCCCGGUCUGUCUGAUAUUCCUGCGUGGUUGUGGUUGAUGGCAUUCAUAUGGCCUUUCUUGCUCAUUCCUCUCAAUGAAAUCAUCAAAAGAAGAGAAAUAAGAGUAAAUGUCAGAUAUCAAAAGAGAGCGAGACUGGAAUUUGGCACAAAAUUGGGAAUGAAUUCUCCCUUCUGAGACGAGCCGAGACAAACUCACGUCACGAGCAGAUCAGAUCAUCCGCUGGUGUUUUUUGUGUACAGUUACUAAUGUUCGUACGGUAUGUAUUUUAACUUACACUCAGACGACAUAAUAAAUUUUUUUUAGGCAAUUUCACCGAACAGAAAUACAAUGGUAAGAUAUGUAUUUUUUAUAUUCACUGGACGUUUGUAUUUUGAUAAUAAUUAUACUGUCUGUUAUUUAGAAAAUGCAUAAAUGUGUAGAUUAAUUUGGUACCAUGAAGAAUAGACACAAUGAGAAGGAGGUUUUUCAUGUCACGGUCAUUCUAAAACACAAUUGGUAACUAUAAUUUGGAAUGCCGAAGUAAUUUUUAUCAUAGGAAAAAAAAGGUAAUUUAAUUUUUAAGUAUACAGUAUAUGACUGUAUUAUUUAUUUACUAGUGUUGUUUAAAUAGCUGUGAUGAUAAAAAAAGACAAGGAAUAAAUCUUUUUAAUGUGAUUACUUUUGUAGUUUUUAUGGAAAUUGAUAUGUGCAAAAGAUUUAAAGACUUGAUUUGUUUCUUAAGUGCCAUAGGACUUUUUAUCACUUGGUAUUUUUUUUAUUUUCAUUGACUGUUAAUAGGAACUAGAUGCCUAAUACAGUACAGGUUGGUCAAAUCCAAAUGGAGAUAGACUGGUAUAUUGUUACGACUCAUCAGGUUGGUGUCACACUUGAUUGGCCAGUGUUAUCAGAUUGGUGUUCAGCAUACAUACACAACAACCUUGAUUAUGAUAAACCUCUAGAGAUUCUUAAGGUACAGUCGCCAUGACCAGGCUUGAGAUAUGGCCAUGGCCCUUGUGUGUUUGUCUGUCCUUGUCUACAAUAGAGCCAGGUUUGUGUCAGUCUGAGGCUCACCUCUUGGUGCUUAACCCCUUGAGUACAACAACUAAUUCAUAGUAUGCAAGGGGCAAGGUUUAGUGUCAUUGUCUAUUCAAAAGUUAAGGUCCUCAUACUCAAUGAAUUGGGGUUAACAUACUCAGGGGGUUAAUGUCAUUGUACUCAAGGGGUUAG